AUGAUAUGGGAACGAGUGCUUUUGGUCGCAGUUUUUUCAUUGUUUGUUGAAGUAAACAGUGAACAUCUGAUCCACGAUGAUGAGCACAAAAUACAGCUGCUUCAGCAUCUGACAGAUACGGAAAAGGUGUUUCUACUUGGUGCUAAUCAUAUCAAUGCAGAAUUCGAGAUAGCACAUAUAAGAAGACCAAAACGUCGCAAAAGAUCACUGCUGCAUGAAAACGAGGACCUAGUUCAUUUAAAAAAGCAUCUCAACAUCAAACUAAGUCCCAAAAAUAGUUUUCUAGAUCCACAGUUUCUUUUGCUGAAGCGAUGGUCAAACGGCACGGAAGCUGUAUUAGAUCAGCAUGCCCAUAAAGAGUUAGACUUAUGUUAUUUUAGGAGUGACCACGCUGCUUUGUAUGUGUGUGAGGAUGUGAGAGGAGUUGUCAAGUCAAACGAUAGUUACUAUUUUAUACAUCCACUGCCGGAGAGAUUCCACAACGAAGAUUUAAAACCGCAUAUCAUAGUCAAAAAAACUAUUUUUGACCUUAAUAAUAAUACAAAUAGCAUAAAGGAGGAAAAUAUUUGUAAUGAGAAACGUAAUCUCACAUUUUUUGAAAGUCCCGAACAAGUCAAGACUUGGAAUAAACAUAGAAGAAAACGGGAAAUAGUAGCAGAUACAAAUAUAAAUGAAAGUAGCUUAGGUCAAUUUAAAUUAAAUUUAGCUCACAGAAAUAAAACUAUCCAGGAUUUUGUGGGUAAAUUAGUAAUAGGAGAAAAUAGACAGAAAAGAGCUGUUUUACCAGCAAUUUUUGUGGAAACAGCUGUAUUCGUAGAUAGAGAUUUAUACAAACACAUGACAAUCAACUUUCCAAAGGACACCGAGAGGGAGUUAGUCAGAUUUGUACUAGCUAUGAUUAAUGCAGUACAGUUGCUCUACCACGAUCCAAGUUUGGGAAGACCAGUGAACUUUAUUUUGAAGAGAUUAGAAAUCCUCCACGAAGACCCAGUGAAUUUAAAGAGACCACAUGAUAUAGAUAGGUUCUUGAGUAAUUUUUGUACAUGGCAGCGAUUAGAGAAUCCACCAGGAGAUAACGAUCCCUUACAUUGGGACCAUGCGUUGAUUUUGACCGGACUAGAUCUGUAUGUCGUCAAUAAAAAUGGAAAAGUUAGCAGUCAAGUUGUAGGAUUAGCUCCGGUAGCUGGUAUGUGUACUGUGACUAGUAGUUGCACUGUAAAUGAAGGAAGGCAUUUCGAAAGCGUGUAUGUCGUCGCCCACGAAAUUGGUCACAAUUUAGGCAUGCGUCACGAUGGUCCACUAGCAGAUAAUGGUUGCGAUCCCACCGCUUACAUUAUGAGUCCUACCCUCGGAAGUGGAAAAAUAACUUGGUCCCAAUGCAGCAGAAACUAUUUACAAAAGUUUCUUGACACAUCACAAGCUAGAUGCUUAUUAGAUCAUGGUAACUCAGCAGGACAAUUGGAUCACAGCGCAGAAGGGAUUCUUCCGGGUGAAAGAUUUGACGCAGAUCAACAAUGUAUGCUCAAAUAUGGUCGCGGAAGCAGACAUUCUGGUGCGCAGAAUUUGGAAGAUGUUUGCAGAGAUUUACAUUGCCAAAGAGAAAGGUAUACUUGGACAUCGCACCCUGCUCUAGAAGGGACUAGAUGCGGUGAAGAUAUGUACUGCAGGGGUGGGGAAUGUGUGGAGCGGGGAGGUGCGAGGGGUAUAGGCGUGGUUGGCAGCGCGAGUUGGGGACGCUGGUCUAGAUGGUCUGAAUGCGCGUCCUCUUGCCUACUGGACGACGAACACGCCCCCGCCGCUGCCGGGGUCUCGAUAGCAAACAGGAGAUGUACUAGACCAAGGCAUGAUAAUGGGAAGAAUUACUGCCAAGGUCACGAUAAAAAGUACCAGUCGUGUCAUGUUACGUGUAAGAAUGUGCCAAGAAUGACGGUGAGGGAAUUCGCCGAUCAGAUCUGCGUGAGAGCUCGCGAUGUGGAUCCGGAUUUAAUUGGAACUGGUCUGCAGAGGAUGGACGUUGAUGAUGCAAGCAGCGCAUGUGCGGUAUGGUGCGACACGCGCGGCGGUGGAUAUAAAUCACGUGGGUGGACUCUACCUGACGGAACUGCUUGUUCGUCACUGUCUUCAAAAUUUUGUAUCGCUGGUAUUUGUCGGAAAUUUAGUUGCACAGUCAACGCAGAUACGGAGUUUUCUCUCACACCGGGAGAAUGCGAAUGGGAAGCUAUGCAAGUUCAGAGUGUUACGCAGCACACUACUUCAACGAAAACAUCUGGCACAUGGCGUAGGGCCGUGGGGGCUCAAUGGCGUCCAAGCAGCGGUUGUCACUAUCGUUGCAUCCUGGGUGGUACCGGCCUACGGCUUGUGAGCUCGACCUCACGGCGAACCAUUCAGUUAUGCCAACCCGAUAGAGAGCGAAUGCAUUCGGGUUGCAGUCAAUUGAUGUCACCGUACCAAUACGCUACAAUGGUCUGUUCUAAGUACAAGGAGAGAGUCAGAAGACUGUCGGGAUUGGGCAUGCAGAUAUCACCGGCAUUAGAGGAUCCGGACCGUCCGUGCCGCAUUGCGUGUCAAGACGAACGCGUGGCGCAUCGGUUCUACCUCGUCAACGGGCACGAUGGCUGGUUUCCCUUGGGCACCUCGUGUGGUCGAGCUAAUAACUCUUACUGCGUUAGCGGGAAGUGUUUGGAAUUCGGUCCCGACCAAACCCCAUUGUCGGAAAUGGUGUUUACGCUGCCCUUACUGAACCGCAACAGCACUAGUGAAGACAACCGGCGUUCUUCACGUCACCGAAGAAGUUUGUAUAGAGACAGGAUAACUGUCAAAGCCACAUUAGACAGACAACAUUUGGAUGAAAUCAUUGCAAGGCUAAAUUUUACAGAUAACACAAAUGGUCACAUAACAUACUUCCAAGGUAUACCAGAAAACGUAGAAGUGGACUUCACGAACCCCAUUCAUAUAUCACCAGAAGACACAAUAUACAGGAAGAUACCUAGACCUACAUGGGAUUAA
Pararge aegeria (speckled wood butterfly) is the source of this 3006-nucleotide messenger RNA. RefSeq names its product A disintegrin and metalloproteinase with thrombospondin motifs adt-1-like (gene stl). Gene Ontology annotation, molecular function: metalloendopeptidase activity. The record is from RefSeq and is a predicted model, not a curated record. Gene Ontology annotation, biological process: proteolysis; extracellular matrix organization. The transcript is spliced from 18 exons. Gene Ontology annotation, cellular component: extracellular matrix. The coding region runs from base 1 to 3006 and encodes 1001 amino acids. NCBI's taxonomy places the organism in Eukaryota, Metazoa, Arthropoda, Insecta, Lepidoptera, Nymphalidae.